UGGGGGAUGUUCCCGAUGGGCCCCACUCCCCAUGUGCCCUCCUUCCUGUCUCCACCAGCUCCUGCCUCUCAAUCAUUAGCUUCUCCCUCUCCCUCUCCCUCCCCCUCCCUCCAAACCCUAAAAACCUCCUCACUCUCUCUCCUCUCUUUCUCUCAGAGCUCGCGGACGACGACGAGCCACGCCCACACAGAAACCACUCAACCACUUUCCUCGUCUCCUCUCAGCUCAGCUCAGCUCAGCUCAGCUCAGCUCGAAGCUCGCAAUAGCGAACUGCCUUACCGCUCUUCAAGCUGCGGAGCGCUGCUGAAGAGAGAGAAAACGAACCUCGCGACGGAGGCGGAGUUUAGAGAGAGAGCCCGAGGGUUUGGUUUCGACAGCGCCAUGUCCAAUUCCGACGGAGGAAGCAACGCCGUCGCCAACGGGGCGAUCAUCGAUCCGCAGAGGCAGCCGCACCAGCAGGGGGCCAACGGCGCCCUCGCCGUUAAGAAGCCCCCGUCCAAGGACCGGCAUAGCAAGGUCGACGGCCGCGGCCGCCGGAUACGGAUGCCGAUCAUAUGCGCCGCCCGCGUCUUCCAGCUCACCCGCGAGCUCGGCCACAAGUCCGACGGCCAGACCAUCGAGUGGCUCCUCCGCCAGGCCGAACCCUCCAUCAUCGCCGCCACCGGGACCGGGACCACCCCCGCGAGCUUCUCCACCGUCUCCGCCUCCGUCCGCGGGGGCGGCGGCUCCAGCUCCGGCAGCCUUUCCUGUUCGAUUUCUAUGUCCCCCAACGCCUCGUCCUUGGAGCACAAGCCCUUGCUCGGGCCCACGCCGUUCAUCCUCGGGAAGCGCGUUAGGGCGGAUGACGACGGCGGAAACGGCAAGGAUGAGGUCUCCGUCGUGGGCCAAACCGUGGAGGCGAUGGUCGGUGCCGGCGGGGCCCCGGGCGGCUUCUGGGCGCUGCCGGCGCGGCCCGACUUCUGGAGCUUCGCGGCGGCGGCGGCGGCAGCGACGGCGCCGCCAGAGAUGGUGGUGCAGCAGGGCGGGUCGGUGUCGGUGUCGCAGCAGGCGCCAUCAUUCUUCUUGCAUCAGCAGCAGCAGGGGAUCGGGGAGGCGUCGGCAGCUCGGGUGGGGAAUUACAUCCCGGGCCACCUGAAUUUGCUCGCGUCCUUGUCAGGCGGGUCCGGAAAUUCGGGCCGGAGGGACGAUGACCAUCGCUGAUUCGGUGGGGGCGCCGGUGGUGGACGCACCCAGCAGUUGCUGCGUCGGUAUAUAUAUAAGUAUGUGCAAGUCCUGUUGUUUCUCAGUCAGUUCAGUGUGUGUGCGCGUGUUGUGUGAAGAUGGACAAGAAGGAAUUUAGGUGAAGCUUUAGGGGUUUAGGCUAUUAGUUCUUUGGGUGGAGGAAGAAGAAGUAGGAGUCCGCUCAAUGCAAGAUUCAACUUAGGGGUUUCUUUAGCUCUUUCUGGUGUAGCGUUUCUUAGGGUCAUUCUUAGGUUCUUCCUGGUGGGAUGUUUUCUUGGACAAGACACAGGACUUCGCGGAAAUUCGGGCUCUUGUUUGGAACUUCAAGGGCCUGUCGUUCGAGGAAAAAAAAUGGGAGGUAUUUGUGCAAAAUCCUAUGAAGUGUCCUGUGAUGAUGUGCCCAUAAAGGACAUCAGGUUGGUUGGUUAAUUCAACUUACUUUGCGCGAGGAUUAAGGCGGAUUCUUGCGCAAGUUGACACUGUUCUGUCACAUGUCUUGAAGACUAUGGCAUUGCAUGCCCAUGGCGGGGUAUGUUCACUUUUUUUUAAGUCUAUAACUCCUCGAUUUGCUGCUCGUGGUGGGUGGGGGACCCAUUGCUUCAUAAUUCAGUGAGAAAGCUCCAAUUUGUUGCAUCUUUGCCUCAAAUUGCCAUGCUGAGUGAGCUGAGUUCUUGAGGUUCCUCGCGACAUUGUCCGGCUCUGUCUCUUUGAAUCGUGAAGAUGAAUGUGGGCGCUUCGGCUUCCAAUUCAGGAGCCUUCAGUCUCCGAGGAGAAUUCAGGAGAUUUCUGCUGGUUCAGCUUUGCGGUUGCUCUCUCGUCCAAUGCGCCUCGGAGAGGUGAUGGUACGAAACGAAGUUGUGAAAGAGGAGACUAUUAUCUCUCCGUAAGGCCUCUCUGCUUUUUCCGCUUUUGAUAAUUUUGUCUGUAAUUCUUAUGCAUCUCUGUAUUAGAUUCAUCAGCGUGGAAAAUAAUGUGCUUUUUCAUGUAUGUAACUGGAUUGUUUCUUCUGGGUGCUGCUUGUGUGAAUAAAAAGAAAAAAAAUGAAAAAGACCCAGUAAUCUUUCUCAGUUCA
Rhodamnia argentea is the source of this 2293-nucleotide messenger RNA. Its product is annotated as transcription factor TCP7-like. Bases 7 to 1200 code for a protein of 397 amino acids. Gene Ontology annotation, cellular component: nucleus. Gene Ontology annotation, biological process: regulation of circadian rhythm. The record is from RefSeq and is a predicted model, not a curated record. The transcript has a single exon. Gene Ontology annotation, molecular function: DNA-binding transcription factor activity; sequence-specific DNA binding. Lineage: Eukaryota; Viridiplantae; Streptophyta; Magnoliopsida; Myrtales; Myrtaceae.